This is a messenger RNA of Myxozyma melibiosi, 1203 nucleotides long. RefSeq names its product Zinc/iron permease. The record is from RefSeq and is a predicted model, not a curated record. Lineage: Eukaryota; Fungi; Ascomycota; Lipomycetes; Lipomycetales; Lipomycetaceae. Bases 1 to 1203 code for a protein of 400 amino acids. Gene Ontology annotation, biological process: zinc ion transmembrane transport. Gene Ontology annotation, cellular component: fungal-type vacuole membrane. The transcript has 2 exons. Gene Ontology annotation, molecular function: zinc ion transmembrane transporter activity.
AUGCCACUCUCCGACACAGGCAGAGCAUGGCUCUUAGCCGUUUGCUCUGGCAUCGCCUGUGUUAUCGGCAGCUUUAUCAUUUGCUCGGAUUUGGUUCUGCGGCGAUUUAAGCGCUUCGAAAGAUUUGAUAUCCGCGAGGAUAAACGGAUAUUAGUCUAUGGCUUCAGCUUGAGCUCUGGAGUUAUGCUCUUGACGUCCAUGUACGAAUUGCUCCCAGAAGCAAUGGAGAAUCUAGUCACAUCCUCCUCUCUAUUCGAGAAAGAGACGCCCUCAGGACUAGUCCUGAUGGCCUCCUACGUCCUCGGCGUUGCCAUCUUUGUUAUUCUCAACCAGAUCAUACAUGCGCUCACCGCUAGGAGCGUCGUGCACUGCGCCCAUGAGAAUCUUGAUGACGGCGAGGGACAUAGCCAUGGACAUUCGCAUGGCCACAGCCAUGCUGCUCCCUCUGUCGCGGAAAAAGAGGUUCAUUCUCACUCCCACUCCCACGACGCAGAGCCGGUAGCUGCAAACUAUGGCUCAACAGCUUCGGAGAAGACACCUCUCGUCCACAGCGUGAACCACCGUGCUGCCUCUGACGUUUCCGACGACAACGACUCCCUUGCCCAUGACCUGAACUACUUUGACCACACCAACUCCUCCUCCUCCGCCUCCUCCACCGUCCUCAUCGACGACUCCGACCCAACCGUGAACGCAACCACCGUGGUCCCGAACCCAAAUUACGUCGACCUCCUCGCAAUCGGCCUCCAAACCUCGCUCGCGAUCUCGCUCCACAAAAUCCCCGAGGGCUUCGUCACCUACGUCACCACCUACGCCGACCCGAAACUCGGCCUCUCUGUCUUCAUCGCGCUCGCAAUCCACAACUUCAUCGAGGGUUUCACCAUCGCCUUCCCGCUCUACCUCGCCCUCGGCUCCCGCUCCAUGGCUCUGGCGGCCGCUUUCGUCCUCGGCGGCCUCUCGCAGCCGCUGGGCGCGUUAAUCGCCUGGCUCGCGUUCAGAAACUCGGAGCCCCCGUCUGCAGAGGAUGACCAGGGCACGGUCAUUUACGGUGUCAUAUUCGGUGUCGUGGGUGGCUUCUUGACGAUCAUUGCGCUGCAGAUGUUCGCCACGGCGGUCAACUUCAGCAAAAAACCUAGCGUGUGUAUUAACUGGGCUUUCGCGGGUAUCGUCCUCGUCGGUAUCGCAAUGAGCUUAGGCGAUGUCUAA